Cutaneotrichosporon oleaginosum is the source of this 1430-nucleotide messenger RNA. NCBI's taxonomy places the organism in Eukaryota, Fungi, Basidiomycota, Tremellomycetes, Trichosporonales, Trichosporonaceae. The record is from RefSeq and is a predicted model, not a curated record.
GACGACCAUGCUCCAAUUCGCAUACUUUGUCUCGUACCUCGUCGUUGCGCCGCCAAUGGGCCUGUUCAUGCGCAGGUACGGCUACAAAACUGGAAUUCAUGUCGGGCUCGGCAUCUUCGCAACUGGCGCCGUGCUAUUCUGGCCGAGUGCCAAGUAUAGGCAGUACGGCAUGUUUGUCGCGUUUACCUUCGUAGCUGGCUCGGGUCUCGCGACGCUCGAGGUCGCAGCCAACACAGUAGUCACUCUGCUUGGGCCCCCGCGAUAUGCGGCGCUCCGCCUCACGUUAGCGCAGGGCUUCAACGGGAUCGCGACUGUCGUGGGACCGCUCAUCGCAUCACACGCCUUCUUCAAGGGCAAGAAUGCGACAGAGCUCGGAACGGUGCAGUACGUCUACCUUGCAAUGGCAUGCUUUGCGACGCUCCUCAAUUUCUCACUCGUUUUCAUCAAGCUCCCAGAAGUGCGGCAGGCGGUGUCGAACGAGGACUUGGAGAAGCUCAAGCGCGGUGGUUGGAAGGGCUUCUUCAAGAAACACCACACAACGUGGGGCAUCUUCGCAGAGUUCUGCUAUGUCGGCGGACAAGUCGCGGUCGCCUCAAUGGCCAUCUUCUAUUUUAUCCACCAGCCCGGCCUGAGCAAGCCCAUUAGUGCCUCGACCGCGUCAAAUCUCUUCGCAGCUUGCCAGGCAACGUUUACUGUCGGCCGUUUUAUCGCCGUCGUCUACCUCCGCUGGAUCGACCCUGCGUUUUCUCUCUUCGUGCAUGGCGUUAUGCUCGUCCUCUUCUCGAUCCUCACCUCGGUCAUCCCGGGCGCUGGCGGGAUUGCUUGCCUUUUUGUGGUAUUUCUGUUCGAGAGUCAUUGCUACCCUGUCAUCUUCGCCCUCGCCUCUUCAAACCUCGGCCCGUAUGCCGUCAUUGGCGGUGCUCUCACUGCAGCCGGUGUCAGCGGUGGUGCAUGGUACCCGUCAGCACAGGCCGCACUCGCGGACCGUGCGACCACUCAUAUCUCAUACCUCGUACCCAUGACUGGAUUUGUUCCGCUGAUGAUCUAUGGCGCCGUCAUGUGGGUUCACCGCUGCAACCAGCACGGCAAGUACUCAAUCUGGGUCAAGGAUCUUGAGGGCGCCGACGCCGUGCACAUCGAGUCCGACUUGCGCCGCCACUCUCUCGCACCGCAGAUGAGCGCUGAUCUCCACUCCUACCACAAGGACGAGCACGAGUUCUACGAGCAUGCGGGAGUGGAGACGCGCACCACGGAAGGACACAGAGCUGUGGAGAGGACGUAGGAGAGUUCGCAAGGUGUACACACAAGCAGCUUUCGCAGGAGUAGAGGGAGGGGUAAACGAGAGAUCAACACGUUUGUAGGGCGCCGAAAUAGAUCAGAAGUGAGCAUGUAUUAGCCAAACAAUGUCUUGUGAGCAUGUGAGAAUCCUG